Molecule: messenger RNA, 1728 nt
Organism: Penicillium pulvis
Lineage: Eukaryota; Fungi; Ascomycota; Eurotiomycetes; Eurotiales; Aspergillaceae
Exons: 4
Coding region: 1-1728 (575 amino acids)
Biological process (GO): transmembrane transport
Molecular function (GO): transmembrane transporter activity
Source: RefSeq, a predicted model, not a curated record
AUGACAUCUUCUGCCAAUCCUUCGUCCCAUGGGUCGGAGAAGCCGGCGCCUCUUACGAAUAACAGCAGGCCGUCUUCUGUUAUGACAACUGAUCCACCGCCAGAUGAUGCAUUCAAGCUUGAUCGACGAGGUGUACUCGUGUUUUUUACUUUGGCUGUGCUCACAUUGAUGGCGGCUUUGGAUGGGACUUCCCUUUCAGUAGCUUUACCGACUAUCUCCCAACAACUAAAUGGAACUGCGAUCGAGGCCUUCUGGAGUGGAACUUCCUUCUUACUAAGCUCUACAGUAUUCCAACCAAGCUUCGCAUCUCUCUCCAACAUCUUCGGCCGCCGCCCAAUGGUCCUAAUCGCGAUUCUCUUCUUCUGUGUUGGCGCAAUCGUCUCUGCAGUUGCGAAGAACUUCACAUAUAUGCUCGUGGGCAGGACUAUCCAAGGAGUGGGCGGCGGUGGUAUCAUUGCCUUAGGUGAAGUAAUCAUCACCGAUAUCGUGCCACUGCGGUAUCGUGGACAAUACUUUGGAAUUAUGAGCGCGAUGUGGAGUCUUGGAUCAGUCACCGGUCCUAUUCUUGGUGGAGGAUUUGCCGAGAAUGUGACUUGGCGCUGGAUCUUCUACAUCAACUUUCCCUUCAUCGCCUUCGGAGCGGUCUUCGUCUGCCUUUUCUUGAACCUUAAGGUUCUACCUGGCUCUCUAGUCGAGAAAAUCCGCCAAAUUGACUACAUCGGAACGAUUCUGUUCGUCGGAAGUCUCUCAUCAUUCCUUAUCCCAAUCACCUGGGGCGGUGUCUCUUACGCAUGGAGCUCGUGGCACACACUCGUCCCUUUGAUCAUCGGCGCAGUAGGACUCCUGGUCUUCGCAUUUUAUGAAUACCGUUUCGCUUCCGACCCGAUCAUCCCGCCUCGGGUCUUCGUUAACCGCACAGCAACGGUUUCUUUCAUUGGAAGUGUCCUUCAAGGUCUGAUUCUGUGGUGCACGCUCUACUACCUACCACUCUAUUACGAAGCUGUUAAGGAAUUCAGUCCCGUCCUCUCGGGCGUCGCUCUUUUCCCUGAGACGUUUACCGUUGCACCCAGUGCGAUGGUUGUUGGUAUCUUGAUCACUAUUACGGGACGCUACCGCUGGGCUAUCUGGCUAGGCUGGACUGUGUCGACCAUUGGACUGGGUUUGAUGUGGUUGAUUAAGGUGGAGACGAGUACCUAUGGCUGGAUUCUGCUGAACGUCGUCCCGGGAUUAGGACUUGGGGUCCUGUUCCCGUCGCUCGGGUACGCAGUCCAGGCAUCUGCUGAGCCGGAUCACCUGGCUAUCGCCGUUGCUAUGUUCAGCUUCUUCCGCGCUUUGGGACAGGCUAUUGGAGUCGCGGUUGGUGGUGUUAUCUUCCAGAAUCAGAUGUACAAGAAUCUGCUGAAGUAUCCCGCUCUUGCGCCGAUGGCUAGCACUUACAGUCAGGAUGCAUCGGGAUUGGUGCAGGUGAUCAAAAAUAUGGCUGACGGUGCAACAAAGUUGGAUUUGAAGGAGGCUUAUACGGACAGUCUGCGCAUUGUCUGGGUGGUCUGCUGUGCUAUCUCCGGGGUGGCUUUGCUAUUCAGUUUGUUGACUGAGUCUUAUGACCUGGACAAGGCCCUCCAGACUUCCCAGGGUCUACGCGAUGGCAAGGACAAUCUUGAAAGCGAGAAAGAUGUUGAGGCUCGUGCCGACCAGGGCACGCAGCAGGGCAAUCCGUUGGCAUGGUAA